GGUUCGGACAUUUAAUGUAUUGAAUGAACUGGAAUUGCUUUCCGUGUGAGGAGGAUGGUUGCUGUUACUUUGUGAUGAGAUCGGGAAUGAAUUGCUCGGUUUAAAAAUGCUGCUUUGGAUUCUGUUGCUGGAGACGUCUCUUUGUUUUGCUGCUGGAAACGUUACAGGGGACGUUUGCAAAGAGAAGAUCUGUGCCUGCAACGAGAUAGAAGGGGAUUUGCACGUAGACUGUGAGAAAAAGGGAUUUACCAGCCUGCAACAUUUCACCGCCCCAACUUCCCAGUUUUACCAUUUAUUCCUGCAUGGCAAUUCCCUGACUCGACUUUUCCCUAAUGAGUUUGCUAACUUUUACAAUGCGGUCAGUUUGCACAUGGAAAACAACGGUUUGCAUGAGAUUGUUCCUGGGGCUUUCCUUGGGCUGCAGCUGGUGAAACGCUUGCACAUAAACAACAACAAGAUCAAAUCGUUCAGGAAGCAGACUUUCCUGGGGCUGGACGAUCUGGAAUACCUCCAGGCAGAUUUUAAUCUAUUGCGGGAUAUUGACCCGGGAGCAUUUAGGGACUUAAACAAGCUAGAGGUGCUGAUUUUAAAUGACAAUCUCAUCAGCACCUUGCCCCCCAACGUGUUUCAGUAUGUGCCGAUCACCCACCUCGACCUCCGGGGAAACCGUCUUAAAACCUUGCCUUACGAGGAGGUCCUGGAGCAGAUCCCAGGCAUUGCUGAAAUCCUGCUAGAGGAUAACCCCUGGGACUGCACUUGCGAUCUGCUGUCGUUGAAAGAAUGGCUGGAAAACAUACCUAAAAACGCUUUGAUCGGCAGAGUGAUUUGUGAAGCUCCCACUAGGUUGCAGGGCAAAGAUUUAAAUGAGACCACAGAGCAGGAGCUGUGUAAAAAGAACAGAGUAGAUUCCAGCCUAGCUGCUCCCCCUGCCGAAGAAGAAACCUGCGAUCCUGGUCCCAUUCCAACCCCCUUUAAAAUACAUGGCAAAGAAGACCCUGCCACGCCAGGAUCUGCUCCAAACGGAGGUACAAAGAUUCCCGUCAACUGGCAAAUCAAGACCAAACCCACUGCUGCCGUGUCGACAGUGAGUGCGAAGAGCAAGCUGCCGGCUGCCGUUUCCUGCCCUCACAUCUGCAGCUGUGAUCAGAUCCCUGGCUCGGGUUUAAAGGUUAAUUGCAAUGAUAGGAAUGUGAGCAGCUUGGUGGAUUUGAAGCCCAAACCGGCCAAUGUGCAGGAGCUGUUUCUGAGAGACAACAAAAUACACACCAUCAGGAAAUCCCACUUUCUGGAUUACCGAAAACUUAAUUUACUUGAUCUGGGCAACAACAACAUUGCCACUGUUGAGAACAACACCUUCAAGAACCUCUUUGAUCUCCGAUGGCUCUACAUGGAUAGCAACUACUUAGACACCCUGUCCCGGGAGAAAUUCGCUGGGCUGCAAAACCUGGAGUAUCUGAACGUGGAGUUUAAUGGGAUCCAGAUGAUCAUGCCUGGCACCUUCAAUGCGAUGCCCAAACUGAGAGUCCUCAUCCUCAACAACAACCUGCUGAGGUCUCUCCCAGUAGACGUGUUCGCCGGKGUCUCGCUUUCCAAGCUGAGCAUACACAACAAUUAUUUCAUGUACCUCCCUGUGGCGGGGGUGCUGGACCAGCUCACCUCCAUCACCCAGAUCGACCUGCACGGCAACCCAUGGGACUGUACUUGCCCUAUCGUGCCUUUCAAACAGUGGGCAGAGAUGCUGCGCCCCAAGGUGAUUAUGAGCGACCUGAGGUGUGAGUCUCCUGAAGAUUUCUUCAAGGAGGAUUUCGAGUCUCUCUCCAACGAUGUGAUUUGCCCUCAGUUAAAAAUCUCACCCACAUUAACUUCUACUAACAAAAACAGCACCGGGUUGACAGAGACAGGUACUCACUCCAACUCCUACUUGGAGACCAGCCGGGUCUCUAUUUCGGUGCUAGUGCCAGGGCUCCUGCUGGUUUUUGUGACCUCUGCCUUCACCGUGGUUGGCAUGCUGGUUUUCAUCCUGAGGAACAGAAAGCGGUCUAAGAGGAGGGACGCCAACUCCUCUGCAUCCGAAAUCAACUCCUUGCAGACGGUCUGCGACUCGUCCUACUGGCACAACGGGCCCUACAGCGCCGACGGGGCCCACAGGGUGUACGACUGCGGCUCCCACUCCCUGUCGGACUGAGGCGGCGGGCGGGGCGGGGGCGGCCGCCACCCGGGACCGGCCCUUCACGCUCCGGCCGGGGACAGCUCUGCACCUCUGCUGCUACCUUUUGUGAGAAACGAAACACACAGACACACGCACGUCCUUCCUCACGACCCCCAUAGCAAUC
Malurus melanocephalus (red-backed fairy wren) is the source of this 2333-nucleotide messenger RNA. It is a transcript of the gene SLITRK1, whose product is annotated as SLIT and NTRK like family member 1. Gene Ontology annotation, biological process: regulation of presynapse assembly; axonogenesis; positive regulation of synapse assembly. Bases 107 to 2185 code for a protein of 692 amino acids. The transcript has a single exon. The record is from RefSeq and is a predicted model, not a curated record. Gene Ontology annotation, cellular component: postsynaptic density membrane; glutamatergic synapse; GABA-ergic synapse. Gene Ontology annotation, molecular function: protein binding. NCBI's taxonomy places the organism in Eukaryota, Metazoa, Chordata, Aves, Passeriformes, Maluridae.